UUACCUUGUAAGCUACUUAAAAAGGUAACUUUGUUGGUAAAAAUGACAAGAAAAAUUUACAUCUUACCUUACGUUGAACUCCUCUGCCAAUUCAAUAUUUUUAUGUUCUAUAAUACACCGGCGAUCGAUAUUUGAAACGAUCCCUUGUAACCUAGUGAACGUAAAUAACUCAGUUGAUAUGCUUUGUCGUCCGCCUCUGCGUUGGAAGAGUACGUUGCAAAGGGAGAUUUGAUCGUUAAUUUAAUAUUGCUUUAUUACCAUGAUAUUUUCAGUGUUUGAUGCCGAAGUUGCCUUUUGUUUAAAUAUGCAGUCUUCGGAGAUCUCAUCCAAGAUCUUUAUAAAUUAUUAAUCAAUGGUUCAGCUGUUUGCGUUUAUUUUGCAGUGGCUCAUUUUUAGACUCUUUACAUUUAUUUAUUCGAGGCUAAGUUAAUGUAAGUGAUCUUAAAUACCUUUGAAUUGAUAUUUUCUAUAAUUUUUCAUGUGUUGAUCACUCAAUCUGCAGUAAUAAAUGUCAAGUAUAGUCGAUUUAUUGUGUUUGUUUUGCAGCUGUUGGUGCUGUUAACAUUAGGUUGUUGUGAGAUAUGAGUGCACCAUAUCCCCCUACUGGAGUGCAAGGAGGACAACCUACCUAUCCCGGUAAAGUACAGUAAACUUGCGCUGUUAUACAUAUGAAAUGUGAAAGAAAAGAAUGCUUGAUUAGAGGACUUUUUUGUGGGAGUGAGACCAAAAUGGGAACUCUCUAGGACAAUAAUUUAUUACCCAUGGUAAACUGGCAUUUUUGUUGAAUCUUUGUAGGUCAGCAACAGCCAGGUUAUGGACCACCACAACAGGGUUACCCUCCUCAAGGAUAUGGACCUCCCCCCCAGCAGGGUUACAGGCCUCCUCAACAAGGGUGGGGACCGCCACCUGGACAACAACAGUAUCCUGGAGGACCACCUCCCACCCAAGGCUACCCAGCACCUCAACAGCAAGGAUAUGGGGGACAACCACCUCCACAACAAGGCUUUGCUCUCCCUGUCGGGCAGCAGCCAGGAUAUGGUGCUGUACAGCAGGCUGAUGGGAUUCCGGCGGCAAAGCCAGGUUUUGGGCCACCACAAGGUAGUUAGUUAGUUAGUUACAUUGUAACAAAUGUUUAUUCAUUUAAUUGGUUAUUAUGUAAAAGGCUACAAUAGCUAAUGUUUUGAUUACUACAUUUUGAAGCUGCCCUACAUUUAGUUUAUCAUAGUAUAUAAAGUUCACCCAGAUGAAGAGCUACCAUGUAGAACAAAAAAGAAUGUAGUGACUCUCUAAAGAUGUACAUAACUUGUACCAGCACCCAGUUACUUUUAUCACGGAAGACAUGGAGAUUUGUUGACCUGUAAGGGAGACUGGGAGAUUUAUGCUAUAUCCCAGAAAAUCAGCAGAAGAGUUGCCAAGCAUAUAGUAAAUUCAUUAUUAUAUGAUAGGGUUAAUAUUUUUCAUGCAAAUGCUGCUGAUAGGUGAAGUGCAGACACCAUCUUACACUGGAUCAGAUGUCCCUGAUGAAGAUGUCGAUGACAAUGAAAAUGCCACAGCCCCAGCCCCAACGGCACCCCCAGCUGAUAUGUUUAGUACAUAUGCUGGAUACGAGAACACUGGAUUCGGUUAGUGACUUGUUAUCUACCGCUCAUGGGAUAAUACAUUUCCUUUACCGUAUUUAUUCGAAAAAGCGCCCAUCCUAAAGGCAGAAAAAGUUAAUAAACGCCCAGCUUCGAAUAAGCGCCCACCCCCACCUCCACCCCCUCCUGCCCCCAAUCAAACUCAAUUAAAAUUGCCCACCCCUUCCCACCCACUUGAGUGACAAUGAGAUUGAAAUUGAAAUUGAAUAAGUACUAAUAAGAGACUUCCCCAGGGGGGAGUUUUCUUCACAGCAUUUUACAGAAACCCUGCUUUGUUACUUCUUCGCGUUUUUUUAAUUAGCAUUUAUUGUUUUGUUGCAAAAUAAACAUACUACACUUGCUGAAAAUAGUGAAAACUUAAUAAGCGCCCAGCCUCAAAUAAGCGCCCACUCUCAAGGUCUAAAAAUUUAAUAAGCGCCCACAGCAGUUAAUCGAACAAAUACAGUAUUUGCCACCAGCCAACUUGCAAUAGUUAUGUGCAAGUCAAUAAAUAAAAUACCUCUUAGUAAUUCUAGGGGUGUAGAGUGGUUUCUCAAAAGACGUGGGUCUUGGAAAAUUUUGGCCCGAUCUUGAAAUCAUGAAAGCGUUUGUGCUAGGUUUCAAAGUCUUGUUUUCGGGUGAUUUUUUCGUCUCGGAGUCUUGAAUUUUUUUAAGUAUCCAUUUUGCAGUCUUGCAAGGUCUUGAAUACCAUGAUUCUAUACCUCUCCUAAUUCUACCAGUUUGGUUUUUAUUUCUUGAUGUUGGAUGUUGUCACGGUUGUUUUUCAGGUAAUGAUUACCUACCACCUCCACCGCCAUAUGAACCCCCAUCACAACCAACCCCUGAACAGCAUUUCACACAGUAAGUUUAAUACAUAAAUUAAGCCAAGCUCCUGUAAAAAAUUAUAAUUUACUUCAACCAAUGAAGUUGAAACCAUUGCAAAGAAUUCAGUUGAGCCUGCAAUCAGUUGGCAACUAAUAACUUGUCUGCAGAGAACUUAAAAAACAAUAAAAAAACCUGCAAUAUGGUCAUGUGAUACUGGUCAGUGGACGCCCUGUUUUGACAGGUGUCAAUUGACCCCAACGUGGAUGUGGAAUAUCAGGUUGCAGGCUCCCACACUAGCUACAAUCUUGGACAAAAAUGUUGGGAAAAAUGGACGUUACAUGUCUAGUUUCAAGAUAAAGCUCUUGAAAGCCCUGGCAGCGACAAAUACUCCCCCCUUCCCCCCUAAAAGACAAUGUUGAAGUCUGGCUGGAUCAUUUCUGAUCCCGACUAAACAACUUUGACCAGGGUGGGGCAAGUGGAGGGACCAUAUUGGUACCAAAUCUGCAGGAUAUGUGUUCUGUUGGUCAGAAAGUACAAAAUUCUUAACACUUUUUGUCCAAGAUUGUAGAAAUUGUGACAUUUCACCUUGGUUUUGCUGUGGUAUUGACACACAGACCAGGACUGUCACUUUGUUUUCAAGUUACUGGGUGACUAUGCAAUUAGUAGGUGGGAACCUGAGUUGCCAGCAAGUUGUUUUAGUUCUAUUUUCCUGUUGUUGCGUACGAAAAUAGGCUGAGGUUAUGCUCAUACUAGACAGGGGAAAUAGCUGCAUGGUAUAUUCUACGCUUAGUUAAAGGCUACCCACCCUUGGUAACAGGCUAUUUCUGUUAUGAUAUCUUAACAGAGCUACAUCCAUAAAUGAAGAAGAAGCAAGAGAUGCACUGCUUGCCUUUGUAGGUGAGCACUGUUGUUAUGGCAAAGGGGCUGCUGAGGAUAUGGACAUUAAGGACAUCAAUCCUUCAAGUGCUUAUCAUGUAAGUACAGUUGAAUCUCCAUUAAGCGGCAGCCACCCUUGGGGUUAUGGAACUUGGGACCUUGGGCACCAAAGGACGUCCACUAACCAACUGUGCCGGCUCCCUUGCCAGCCAAGCUAAGCGAGCUUAAAAAGUUACUCGCCCUGCCAGAAAAAUAAUCUACUUGUCUCAGACCAGGAGGCAGGACAUUUUUUGAGCCGUGUGAACCCUGGAACAGUCUCAGUCAAAUCGACUGACUGCAGAUGAUUUUUUUCUCUGUCUGUAUAUUAAAAUAAUUUCGUCCUUUGAUACAUUUAGUAGUAAAUAAUAAUAAUGCACUGCUUUAUAUCAUAAAAUGAUUGCUUUUAAAAUUUCUUUGAGCAUAAUUUUCUGAUUCAAGUGCUAAUUUCCUAUAAUACUAGCAAAUAUUUUUUUAUAUGUACUUUUAAUUUGUGAAUUGCAGUACAAUUUUGUGAGUUUCUGUGAGUCAAGGUCAACUGCUUGGAAAUAUGAGCCCUACAGAGGUAUGUGUGUCUUUAACUAAAACAGUCAAACCUUCCUUUAUAUAAGGCUCCUCUCAGUGGCCAAUCCAGACCUUGGGAGGGGGUGGGGGGGUUGGGUGGUCAUCCAGACCCUGAAAUAAGGGUUUGUGGAGCGGUCUCAAAAAAAAAAUAUCGGCCCUUCUGGCCUCAGUUUGGUCUAAAAAUAGGGGGGGCUGCCCCCCUGGAUCUGUCACUGCCUCUAUGAAAUGAACAGCUCUGUUACAAACAUAAUUCAUGUGAUCUCAAAGGUGCCAAAACCCAAACAAUUCUACCUGUGAAAUACGGAUAAUACCCAGUCCCUUUGGAAUUCAGCAAUGAGCUCCAAGACUGAGCUGCCUCGCUGAAAAGAUCUAACCUUGGUUAGUAAUGUCGACAAAGCAGUGCUGAGAUCCUCCUAAUGAACAAUGAACAAUGAACUCAAUGAAUUUCUAGAAGUGUGUCUCAAAUUUCCCUUUAACCUGAAAAGCCAACUGAACAAUAGCUUUUUAUCAGGCCAACCAUGGCGGGUACUCAAAUCCUGGUACAUAACUGGGGCCCCAGAUCAUGGAUUUCAGUGCUGCUUUUCACAUGGACUUAGCCAAAUGUUUAGUUUCGUCUGAGAUGCCGGCUAUGUAGUCUAGACUACUAGAAAAAUCUCGUAAUUUGCUGUACUACACAACUGGAGAACUGUGCACCUUACAGAUGUAUGUCCCCUGUUCCACUUUACCCAAUCCCUUCCCCCACCCAAUUACUCACUGCACCACUUACCCUACCCUACUUGAGGGCCACAAGUUUAUCAGUUUUUUCAUAACGGUCACUUGUUUACCCUCUUUAAAUAAAGGCGUUACCUUCAGUUACCUUACCUUACUUGCGAUAAACUGUACUCUGGGUUGUUAACAACAGCUAGCUAGCCCUGCUGAUUUCUGCUGCAGUAAUUUAUCACAUGCUUUCUUUGUUAUUUUGUUAUCAAAGGUCAGCAGAUUGAUGGCCCACAAAAUGGUCCCGCUCCACAACCAUGGGAUAUUCUUGCUCAGCCAAGUCAGCUAUUUACACCCCAAGAGGCGCGUAUUGAAGUUCCACACACAGCUUCUGUUAAGGUAUCAUAGUGACAGUAAACAAUGUACAGUCAACCUUCUAUUUCAGAUUUGGAAGAUGAACUAGUUUGGUUUGACUCAAUAGAGAGGAGAACUGUGACGUAACGUUACCAUGGUAGCAAAAUUGGAUUGACUCAAUUGCAGAGUAGAAAGCAAAGUGUGUGUGUGUUUUUUUGAUGGAUCGCUUUAAGUCUGAAGAAAGAAUACAUCCUAAAUUUUGCUCGCACAGACCCCAUUUACACGGAUCCGGGCAAAUUUUUGUAUGGACAAGAACUUACACGGAUCCGCUUUUCGUUUACAGUACGGAACCCAAGGAACCGUGCAAGUUUUUGAAUGGCGACGUUUCUGGGAAACUCCCUCCGAGCCCUUCCCUUAAGUCAACAUCAACACUUACUUCUCACUUGGGGGAAAAUGUUGCCAUAGGGGAGGGGUAAGUGGGCAGUUUCCCAAAAACGUCUUAUGAUCCUAAACAGUACUGCAAUCUGUAACAGAAUUUGGACGGUUCCGUGUUGACUGGUUGCUGAGGUAAAAACGUCCUCCGUUCAAAAAUUUGCCCAGAUCCGUGUAAAAAAAACCCCAGCAUUCCCGAGAGAUAUGCCUUAGUCUAUAAUAUUAUCGCUUUCUCUUGAAAGUAGGAAAUGUGGACUACAUUUUGAGUCUAAUUGCAGUGAAUCUUACAUUUCAUUACUUUUUCUUUUUUCUUUUUUUCAGCCAUGCCAUGAGUGUAUGGCUAUAGGUUACAAGCGCUGCUACAAAUGUUACGGUCGAGGAAGGGUAAGGAUCGCAGACAGUUUUUCACAUUAGUUGCUUCCGCAAGAAAAACUUGAAAAGAUGAGGUUAUCGUGAGUUUUCCCUUUUGCUUGCUCGUAACAUAUACUCGACUACGUGCGACUGUCCUGCUAAUAACUGCUUGCAGUCGAUAAAUACGAUCAAUCCUGUUCAUAACAUUACUAUACCUUCGUGUUUUUCUUGACAUAAGAAUCAGUAAUUAUGCUGUAAAAUUUUAGCAUAAACGAAAGAAAACAAAGAACGAUAUCAUUUGUUGCACAAGGGCGGCAGUCAAUAAACACGUGAAAUACGAAAACUGGAAGUCCAAAUUUUAUACUUGAGUGUCAACAGGGUAACCAACAACGAGAUAAGUAAAUAGGCCUCUUAUGGCCCAUUAUGGUAUCUUAUUGCUGGGCUGCAUUUAUUCAAAGGAGAUUCUUUGCAUGAAAAUAAGGAUCACGAUAGUACUAAGUAUUAUGAACCAAAAAGUAUGUUGGGAUUGACAUUUACGAAAAAGCUUUCCCAUACUCAGUUAAAACGCGAUUUUCUGAAUUGGGUCACGUUGUAUUGGAUGUGUCCUGGUGACGUCAUGAUCAAAACCACUUGAUCGGUCACUUAGGAAUCACAAUUCAAAUUUUGUCCAAAUAUGGAUGAAAUCGAGUGUUUGCCUAUAUCUCGUAGGUUCGUUGCACAUGGUGUCACGGUUCAGGUCACCGCACGGAAUACAGGGACGGUCAUCAUCAUCGCACGUGUUGCACGUGGUGUCAUGGAUCAGGAAGAAGAACGUAAGUACCAUGAGCUAACCAUGUACAGUUGAUCCUCUCUACAACGGGGCACCUUAAGGACAGAAGAAAGUGGCCGUUGUAGAGAGGUUUUAAACAAGAAUCAAUACAUGCAUUUUUUUCCGCCGGGAUGAAAAAAAAGUGGCCGUUGUUGAGAGGUGGCCGUAAGCGCAGGUUCGACUUUAAUCCAACACAGUCUUGCAUUGUGCACUUCACGCUGUGGAUUCCGGAUUUGAGGGAUUGAAUUCCGGAUUCUUUUUAGUGGAACUUGGAUUCGGGAUUCCAAUCGUUUGCGGGAUUCCGAAUUCCUUGAGUUUAAUUCUGGAUUCUUAAGGCCCGGAUGAUAAUAAUAAUAAUAAUAAUAAUAAUAAUAAUAAUAAUAACUUUAUUUAUCUCCUCAAAAAGGCUUUUCAGCUUAGUUUACAAUUUCAAAUAUCUAAAACUUAGUUUUCCAAAAAUACCGUUAAAAAAUGCUUUUUUAUUUUAACUUUGUAUGUGGCCAUAUUGGUCCUCCAAAACAAUGAAACGGCGGCCAUGUUGGAGUCCCAGACCAGUCCCGUGGGAGUUGAACUCUUUUCUUAUGCAAAUACUUUCUUUUGUUCCAAUUAAUUUGCAUAGAUGCUGGCCACGUGAGUGAAAACGCUCUACAUAUUAAACGAGUCGACCUUCGUUAUUCGGUUUUUAUCGAUUCGGUUAAAUGUGGGAAUAAGUAGCCUGCGUAGCAAGCGUUUCCGUUUGGUUUCGCAGCAAAGAAAGAAACGGGAUUCUCGGUUUUGGCCACGCGAGAAAUGAAACGAGCCAAAAAAUGAAACACUUACGCCAUUUUUCGCGCGGUCUUUGACUCUCGUUCCUCGUUCUUUGCUCCUAAACCGCACGGAAACGCUUGCUACGCAGGCUAGGGAAUAAGUACCUAAUUUUACCUUUUUGUUUGCUUGUUUUGUAGCUGUAAUACUUGUCAUGGCCACGGCCGGGUGAUGUGUUGGACUUGCCAAGGUCAAGGUCACCUAAAGAUGUAUAUUCAACUGACUGUCAAAUGGUAAGUAAAGUCGUGUUUCUAUCUUAACCUCAUGCCCCGUAAUCUGGAGAAAUUUGAAAAUACGUCGCUUUGCCUUCCGUUUCGUCUACCUUCCAUACGAACCGGCGUUUUCCUUCACCGAAAUUGGUCUCCUGAGAACAGAAAUUUGGAAACGAUCGGUGAGAUGGCAGGUGUGGACCAUGCUUGUUCCCAGGGUUCUCUCUUUUCCUCCAAGAGAGAGGAUCCUGGGAACGAUAUUAGGUGAGGACGGCUGAAAACGGGCUCAAGUGAAUGAUUUACGCAUGCUCUAUUGGCUUCUAAACACUGCGACAGGGUCACGUUUUCAAACUGGGUUAGUGUGAUGCGAAAUCGACAGCGCGGCCGGAAAAUAUAUCAUUUUUUGCGAACCAAGCUUACGAUAGAGGGUGACACUUAACAGUUCCAAGAGUCGAUAAACCUGUGGCCCUCUAUUAGCUUCUAACUAAUUGGUCAUGGGGACACUUAAAAGAUUAAAUUUUGUGCAAUGUUAGUUUUUUGAGGAAAGGAUAAAAGCAGAGUAUGCAGAUAAAAACUUUUCUAGAUCGGAGCAGGGAAGGAGACAAACAGCAAACUCAACCCUUACAUAGCGUCAAGGAUCUUUAGGUUUCUAUCUACCGUUAGAACCACCUUGUACAGCAUGAUACGCAAGAGAAUGGGGAAGUGUUUCUUGGUUUCUUACUAUAAGCUUUAGUUUUAGUUUGAAUGCACACACUUCUGAUAAAACGCUAUCCAAGUGUAAACACAGGAAUUCAUCACUUAAUGGCUGUCAUUUGAAUGAGUUUCACCUUAAAAUCCAGUUAAAAGACCAACCUCGUUCCCAGGGUUCUCUCCUACGGAGCUCCAUAGGGCGGGUAGGAGAGAACCCUGGGAACGAGGUUGUUAAAAGACUCAAAAGGGUGUAAGAAUAGUUAGAGAGAUGAAAGCCAAAACUAGUUCUCUGAGUCGGUACAGUGGAACCUCGAUAUAACAAACCUCUUUUACUCUUUUUGCUAGUCCCUUGACCGUUCGUUGUAUCGAGGUUCCACCGUAUCGAGGUACUUUUUCAUACAUUUUACUAUUAUUUGGGUAAAGAAAAUCGUUCGUUAUACCGAGGACUUCGUUAUAUAGAGGUUCCACUGUAUGUUGCCUCUAUGAUCACACAAUAUCAUAAUUUAUAAACAAAUGGUUAAUAGGAUUUUUGACUUUUUCAGGGAGUGUCACAUUGACAACCACGUUACAGAGAGAACAGACCUGCCAGAUCAUCUCAUAGUGGGAUCACAAGGAACGGAAAUUUUUACUCAAGAAUUUCCAAGGGUAACAGCCAGAUUUUCUGCGCGUUUGUGUUCGGAUAGCUUCAGAAGAAUGGCGGUGUUGUAUACCGUUAAAUGUAAUUAAACGUUGUUUAUGACCAGGGGCAAGACUGUUGUCAGCAGCGUUCCAGGUUGUGUAGUGUUUUUAUAGCGUUUGGUAGCAUUUGUGUUGGUGCUGAAGCACUCGGGCGUGCCAUUGUUCAGCGGUAUCCGAGGUCAGCGCAUGCAUUGCUUCCAAAUGUGCUUGCAGGUUUACUUGCGAGUACUUUAGGGCGCGAUCCAUUCGACCAAAAUUUCCGGAAAUCUCGGUCCAAAACUCAAUGGAUCGGUUCGGUCCAACCGGAAAAGUUUCCAAAAAACUGGUCCAUCUUUUGAGGUGGACCACUUUUCCCGGUCGGAAUUUUGGUUGAAUGGAUCGCGCCCUUAGUCACGGUCGGGGGCUCAGUUUGGGCAGACCACUCGGGUUUUCUAUCGCCUUGGGGGUUGUGAUUGUGGACAAAUGGUUGUAGCCCCCAGUCCCCUUGGGCACCUCACUUCCAUUCGCAACUAGAGUGUGAACCCACGUUUUCUCUUGCUAUAACUUUGUAAGAAAGACUGCUUUCUUCUUUCCUGAGCUUGUCAAAAUUAUAACUUCUUCACUGAUUAGUAAGUGCCAUACUACUUUUCUUCCCGGUCACUCAGUGAUAGGCUAUCCAUUCUUUGCCAGCCACAGCUAUCCACAAAAGCAUGGCAGCAAAAAAAAUUAUGUCGCUCAAGAAUUUUGUGUCGAUGACUGAUCAUUUCAAUUUCAUCCUGCUUGCCGACGUCGUAUUUUUUUUCUUUGUAGGUUUAUCCAAUCACAACGUUCCAUGACCCGGAUGUUAAUUGCGGUUCCCAGGCCCUCGUUGAUGCUCAUUCCCGUAACUGGCCUAAUAAACGAAUCCUUAUGCAGGUCAGUAAGAAAACUGUCAGGUAACUACAGGUGGCCACUUUAGAAAUGAGAAGGAAGCUGAGCCGUGUUAGUUUUCUCAAAGAUUUCUAAGACGGUAGUCUUUUGUCUGGUCACGCAACGUUCCCUUCUGGGACGAUUAUUGGGAACAGAGGAAAAAUACGCCAUUAACUGACCCGGCGCUUCCCCAGAGACGAUCUUAGAGGUCUUUGUGAAAAUUAACUCGGCGUAGUUUCUUCUCUUUUUUAAACUGGUGAAUGUCUUUCCAAAUUAUACAGUGGAACUGCUAUUUAACGGCUGCCCUUACUUAGGGAUGGGAAAACUGUUAGUUCUGUUCAAAGGCAAUCCACUGCUUUUCUUACCAUUAACUUCCUACUACUCUCACGUUUCAAAAUGGCGCGUGACAGGGCGUGGUACCCAUGGGGUGAAGAGAAAACCAUUCUGUGCUAUUACCCAGGCACUGGUACUCGGGCACCAAGUGAUACAUUGUCAUAGUGUGAGCCUAUACCUGUAUGGAUUAAUGAAAAUGAAUUUAUUUCUUGAUUUAUUUCAGCGUCACACGUUACGAGCUGUGCCAGUAUCUGAAGUGAAGUAUGAGUGGAAAGAUAAAAACACUCGUUUCUGGGUGUACGGCCUGGAUCACAGAGUGCACGCCCCAGACUACCCCCAACAGUGCUGUUGUGGUUGCACUAUAAUCUAG
Molecule: messenger RNA, 10530 nt
Organism: Porites evermanni
Lineage: Eukaryota; Metazoa; Cnidaria; Anthozoa; Scleractinia; Poritidae
Source: the annotation of a GenBank genome assembly